AAUGAAAUUUUUAUUUUGUUUCACUGCUAUUGCAUUGAUUUACGAUUAAUUAAAAAUAUAUAUUGAUGUAUAGGCAGUGGAAGGAAAAUCCAUCAUGGUCGAUACAAUGGUACAGCAGUAUGGUUCAUUUACUGAACAAGAAGGAGCUGGAGCACAAGAGUUUGAUAGUGGAAGUGGUAAGUUGUGCUUUAUUAAAAAGAGCUUGCAAUACGCGAGUUGUGUAAUUGACAAUAAACUUGCAGCAAUUGAAACAUCAACCACAACAUCAGCAACAGAAGAAGAGGCAGCACCAUUCCAGCCCAGUACAAGUUCUGGUACAAAACGUAAAGCAGAUCGACCAAGAACCAAAGAAAAACGACGUAAAGAGGGAGAAGGAUGGAGUGAAUUCAUCGAUGCAUACAAAGAAGAAUGUGCCAAGGACCGGAAAUCAAGAGAAAUGAUGGUACAGAGUAUGAAUGAUGCAUUAAGUCGAGCCAUAAAUGUACUGGUUUCUAAUCAGGAGCCCGCAAUUGUUUUGUAGCGGCCCGUCGUAAUAUUACGUCACACGAAUUCUUUUGUCCCCAAUAUUGACCCAAAUGUUUGACGUCGCGUGCUAACUUUCCCACAACGCGGCGGAUGCACCCUGCCGUUAACCGAGUUAGCGCCGAUGCUCCCAAUUGUGUCCUUUUUAUUGUAAUCUCGUUAUCGCAAUUUAUCACGCCGAUUCGUCUGACACCCGAAAUUCAUUUUUCCCUUCAAACCAUUCCCCGACUGCUAUAUAUACCGUUGUGUGAUCAUCAAGAAAAAAAAUAAGAAACGAACUAAGAGAAACGAGAACUAAACGAGACAAUAUCGAGAGAACGAAAUACUAACAAUAAGAACGAUUAUAAGAAUAAAAGAGAAAUACAGUUACUGUAACUGAGGGUACAGAACCGUAUGAUUUCUUGCCAGCCGAAACCCUAGAUAACCCAGACUAGGAAACGGCAAACGACAACUCCUAGAUAACCUAGACUAGGACGUAGCUUUAGACACCCACGAGCGCACGAAGUCACUGCAGAUCACCUGCAAUCAGCUCAUAAACAAUAUACCAACAACGGGUGUCUAAA
This is a messenger RNA of Ciona intestinalis (vase tunicate), 1085 nucleotides long. Lineage: Eukaryota; Metazoa; Chordata; Ascidiacea; Phlebobranchia; Cionidae. The record is from RefSeq and is a predicted model, not a curated record.